Molecule: messenger RNA, 1548 nt
Organism: Rotaria sp. Silwood2
Lineage: Eukaryota; Metazoa; Rotifera; Eurotatoria; Philodinida; Philodinidae
Source: the annotation of a GenBank genome assembly
AUGAAUACCUUUCUAUCGAACAUAAGCAAUGUUGAUAUAAUAAAAAACACUAAUACUUCAAUCCUUGUUGCACAACGACCAAUUCAAAAUAAUAUCCUCAUUUUAGGUGCUUCAUUUACAUGUGGCAUUGGUGGCGAAAUUAUCAAUACUAGGAAUAAAGACGAGGUCAUCAAUGCAAAAUUAUCAACUGCAGCAAUUAUUAGCAAUCCAUCUCUAACAGAUGUCGUAUCUAUUAAUAUAUUCAUCAUUGAUAAACCUAUAACAUAUGAAAAGAUUGAUAAUUCAACAAACGAAACUCUCGCAUCAUCAUUAAUCGUUCUGGCAGUCAGGAAAAAUGCUUCUGCAUUUGCUUCAUUGAACAUUUCUCUUUAUUUUCAGGUUUUAAACGAAUAUAAACUCAAUAUAAGUGCUAAUUACUUUUGUUCAUAUUUUGAUACAACCAAUGCGAUGUGGGAUGAAUAUGAUUGUACGACACCUCAAUAUAAUCCAACAUUUGAUCGAUAUGAAUGCAUUUGUAAUCAUACCACUUCAUUCGCUCUUAUUUGGUUGCCAAAAGUACCACUUACACGUUAUCUCAAUGCACAAGAUAUUGCGUCUCUUGUAUUUCAAUCAGUAUCCAUUUGUUGCUUUUUAGCCGUUCUUAUUCAUGCAAUUUUUAUACGAAUUCAAAAUCCAAUGAUGAGUUUACAAACACAUGAUUUACCACCGUUAAUUUCAUGUGGAGUGACAAUAAUUCUCUUUGUUUUUUACAUUGCUCUAGGAAUUACGGUCUACAUGAAAACAACACAUGAUGAUGAAAAGCAAUGCUUUCUAAGUUCAAGUGUGUUAAUGUUUUUUGUUUAUUUCUUUUUAAUUUUAAUGUUUUGCACCAAAACAAGUGUUGGAUAUUUUAAUUAUCUACGUUUUGUUUGUUUGUUUCCUCCAUCAUCAUAUUCGCAAUUGUUAAUGUUACUUGUAGUAUCAUUUUUCAUUUCUAUUACAUGUGUUGCUUUUGCAGCUGGAUCUAAUUCUAAUCCAUCAUUUCAAAUUACUCAAUUAUAUCCAUAUAAACUUUGUUGGUUUACUCGUAAUGUCAUAUAUUAUUUUCUAACAAUACCCGGUGGUCUUUUUCUCUUAAUUAAUAUAUUUAUAUUUAUUCGUGUAGCUCAACGUGUGCUACGUCAUGUUCGAAAUUCAACAUCACUUAAUCAUUCAUAUGAAAGAACAAAACGAUGUGUACUUAUUUUACUUCCAUCAUGUGCAACUCAAGGAAUUGGUUGGUUUCCUGGUCCAUUUUUGACAAUUGCUACUCCCGAAGCUGCAAAUGUUGUAGCAUGGUUUUUUAUUAUUUUUAAUGGAUUAGAAGGUUUAUGGGUGAUACUUCUCUAUUCAAUAAUUCGAUCACAACGUAUGGAGAAACAAAAACGUGUUGUAGCUGCUGAAGAAAUAAGAAAAUUGCAGGAAGCGAAGUUAAAAUCUCGUAAAUAUAAAAAGUCUUUUGAAGAAAAUAAUCAAGAAGAAGAUCAUAGAAAUACAAAAGACAUUGAAGUUAGACUUCAGAAUAGAUAA